Molecule: messenger RNA, 2511 nt
Organism: Zasmidium cellare ATCC 36951
Lineage: Eukaryota; Fungi; Ascomycota; Dothideomycetes; Mycosphaerellales; Mycosphaerellaceae
Exons: 4
Coding region: 1-2511 (836 amino acids)
Biological process (GO): nuclear-transcribed mRNA catabolic process, nonsense-mediated decay; mRNA export from nucleus
Cellular component (GO): nuclear cap binding complex; nucleus
Molecular function (GO): RNA cap binding; mRNA binding
Source: RefSeq, a predicted model, not a curated record
AUGGCUGACACCGACAGAUACCGAGGCGGUGGCCCACGCGGCUACAAUAACAAGCGAAAGCGCUUUCGAGAGGACGACGACUAUGACCAGGGUCUCCGUAACCAGCGCCAGCGCCAGGAGCCUCCGCCAGGCACGAGAAUCCGACGAGGUCUGAUCGAGAUCGCCGAGGACCACGGCAGACUCCCCCACGAAGUCGCAGCCAACCUCGCGAAGCUCACGGCCGACAACUACGAGGAUGAAUACGUCAAAGAGGUGUUCAGCACAGUGGCGCUCAAGCUGGUUGGAGAGCAGCCUUUCAAGAUCCCGUUUGUCGCGGCGGUGGUGCUCUACGCCAAUGCGGAGAAGGCGGAGGUCGCGCAGAAUGUGCUUGAGCGGGCUCAGAAGCAGACACAGGAGGCGCUGGAGGGGGGACAGUGGAGGCAGUUCAAGCUUUUGCUGAGGUUUCUGGCUUGCUUGAGUCCACUGUUUGAACAGGACGGCGUUAUGCCGAUUCUGGAUGAGCUGUUUAAUCGUGCAGCGGAUUUGCAGACGGCUUCGUCGGAGGAUGCUGUGGGCAUUGAGCUCGUCAAGAUCAUUUUGCUUACCAUCCCAUACCUCCUCGCGAGCUCGACGGAUCCUUCAAUGCAGCAGAGAGUGUCGGAGCUGCUGGAGAAGACCGAGAUCAUUGCAUCUACCACUCACGCGCUCGAAGCCCUCGUGGAUCCAUACCCGGUGUCUUCAGACCAGGAAGAGAAGGCCAUGACUUGCGCCAGCGUCAUCUCGUUGCUUCAAUCACAACUUACAGAAGAGGCAAACAAUGGCUGGAAGCUUACCUGCAUUCCUAGGCCAUACGACCCGACCUUCAAGCCAGCCAAGAAGGAGGAAGAAGGCAACGGCGAACUGAACGGGGACGCGAAUGGUGAUGUGCAGGAGCCAACCAAGCACGCAUUCCCCAGUGUGAGCGUCCCAUCUCCUGUCAAUCCAGGAACCCGAACACUCCUGCCAGAAGUGUACUUCUCUCUUUUCGCCGACCAGGAGAUCGAAUCUGUUCCACAAACCUCGAACAUCGCUGCUUCUCUCAUGCGCGAUACGAUUGUUGACACGAUUAACCUUCUCGACUUCAAUCGCAACAUGGUAGCCAAGUAUUUGACCGAGAUUGACUGCUUCUGGACAAAGGACACCUUCGUGAAGCGAUCGACUGCUUUCGACAAGCUGAGAGAUGUGGCUCCUGGAAAGCCAACAUGGAAGUCUGAAGACGUCACAGUCGAUGCGAUCUUCUCGCAAAUUUUACAACUACCAGUUCCUGAUCACCGCUUGGUUUACUACCACUCGCUCAUCACUGAGGCUUGCAAGAUAUCGCCGGGAGCUGUUGCCCCAACGCUUGGUCGUGCGAUCCGUUUCUUGUUCCGAAACGUCGAUCAGAUGGACAUGGAACUGUCGUAUCGCUUCAUGGACUGGUUUGCUCACCAUCUGAGCAACUUCGAAUUCAGAUGGAAGUGGUCUGAGUGGGAGGGCGAUGUCCAACUUCCAGACCUCGACCCAAAGAAAGCUUUCAUCAACGGCGCACUCGAUAAGGAGAUUCGCCUGUCGUUUGCCAAGCGCAUUCGAGAGACACUUCCACAGGUUUACCAUCCUCUCAUCCCAGCCAGUAAGGAGAAGGACAUGCCCGACUUCAAGUACAGCAACGACAACACCCCGUAUGCCAAGGAAGGACGUGAAGUACUUGCCCUCCUCAAGAAGAAAGCGCCCGAGGAAGAGGUUCAGAAAGUGUUGGACUCGGUGCAUGAGCAGGCUGCGGCUCUUGGUGUUGUGGACCCUCUCGUCCCCAGCACCGACAUCUACAUGACUUCGAUCUUGAGUAUCGGAUCGAAGUCGUUGUCUCAUGUCUUGUCGACGAUCGACCGCUGCAAGGAUCGACUGCUCAAUAUCGGACAACAGUCUGAGCAAGCCCGCCGACAGAUUAUCGCUUCCGUGGUCGACUUCUGGGCUGAUCACCCCGGUACUGCCGUCAACAUUGUCGACAAGCUCCUCAACUACAGCAUCAUCACGCCAAUGGCCGUCAUCCAAUGGGCCUUGCAAGAUCGUAUCUACCGUGGCCGCGCACUCGCCUCGUCCCAAAUCUACGAAAUGGUCUCCAUCACCAUGUUCAAGGUCACCAACCGCGUGCGCCAAGUCCUCCGCGAGCGCAAUAACAUGAAGCUUUCCUACGAGCAGCGCAAGCAAAUUGACGACGCCCUGCCUAGAGAGCGUCAGGGCAUGAGAGAUCUGUUCAACGCCAUCGAGGAUGCCGUCUCUGCCGUCGCGAGCGGCGCACAGGACGAGAUGAUUGAGCGGUUUGAUGGUGAGGAGCCCGAGCAGCAUCUCAUCACCGCUUGGGGUUCGCGCUGGGCGAGGGUGUGGAGACGCAAGGCGGCUGUGGAAGAGGCCAUCGUGGGUGAGGCGGUUGUGGGACCGCUGGAGGAGGAGCCUCCUGCUGUUGUUGAGGUGGCUGAGCCGGAGCAGGAUGGCAUGGAGGACUUUGAUCAGGUGUAG